Messenger RNA from Westerdykella ornata, 1374 nucleotides. Its product is annotated as NAD(P)-binding protein. Gene Ontology annotation, cellular component: cytosol. Lineage: Eukaryota; Fungi; Ascomycota; Dothideomycetes; Pleosporales; Sporormiaceae. The coding region runs from base 278 to 1147 and encodes 289 amino acids. Gene Ontology annotation, molecular function: oxidoreductase activity. The transcript has 2 exons. The record is from RefSeq and is a predicted model, not a curated record.
CAUAUUGUAAUGCAGACGUCAGCUCAAAUGCUUGGAAGAAUGUGUCUCCGGAAUCGUGUAUUGGUUCUGUUAACCGUAUGCUCAUGUUGCUAUAGGAGAUGAUACUUCGCCACUCUCGGGCGUUCCAUGUUGCAAAUUGUACCGCCCCGGUUCGAGGUCUCACACUUUGUCCACUCUCCCCUAGAUAAAUGGCCGUUGAAUCCACGGAAAAUGUGAUCCCAAUCAACUCCUCCCUCCACGCUUCUCAGUUGCUCUUCGCUUCUCAAGGAUCAUCACCAUGGCCGCGCCAUUCCCAGCACCGGUGCCUACUUGGCACACCACGACUUAUCCAGCUUUAUCCCCGACCCGCCCAGAACUCUCUGUCAAAGGCAAGACAGUCGUGGUCACAGGAGGAGGAACCGGUAUUGGCGCCGAAACUGCUCGAUAUUUUGCCCGUGCAGGCGCCUCACGGAUCGCGCUUCUCGGUCGGAGAGAACAACCCCUCCUCGAUACCAAAGCCGACAUCGAGCGUGAAUUUAGCGAUGUUGAAGUAUUCGCCGCAUCAACGGACGUUACGAUCAAGAGUUCCGUAGAUGCAGCCUUCUCCCGGUUCCUUGGAGAAGGGAAAAAGAUCGAUAUCUUGGUCAGCAAUGCAGCCGUCAUUGGGGCCAAGGAACCUUUGAAGGAUGUGGAUGGGGAGAGCUUGCUGCAUGGCAUUCAGCAGAACAUCGCCGGGGCUUUGUAUGUCGCCCAAGCAUUUCUCCGCUUUGCUGCGAAGGAUGCAGUCGUCAUCAAUGUCUCGUCGGGCGCGGCGCAUCUGGACAUCAUGCACAAGUACGCCGGCUACAAUGUUGCAAAGAUUGCAGUUGUUCGGCUUUGGAAUUCCAUCGUUUAUGAGAAUCCGGAGGUCACCGUGUUCCAUGUCCAACCUGGCGUGGUAGAUACUGCGAUGAACCGCGAGGCAGGGGGUGUCGCGGCUCUUGGGGUAAAAGAUGAUGCUUCGCUACCAGCAAGCUUCAUGGUCUGGCUCUCAAGCCCAGAAGCUCGAUUCUUGAAGGGUAAAUUCGUAUGGGCGAAUUGGGAUGUGGAUGAACUGAAGUCUCGGGCCAAAGAAAUCGAGUCCUCAACCUUCCUGGAGAUUGGGCUGAAUGGAUGGCCAUUUGCUUAGGAUUUUGCAUCUUGAACAGGUAUCCUACUCGCUUAGAGAUGGUAGCUAUCAACGUCAGAGACCAGUUCAUGCAAGACCAAGCUAUCCGUACAUGCAGAUCGUGCCUUUAAGUGCUUUCACCCAAACUCAAAGCGGUCGCGCCAGUAGUAAGCGGCAGAAUUCAAGCCAGUAAAUAAAUAUGCAAUGACAUCAACAUACCUCAAGAUGAAACAUAGUCAAAAGUGCGG